This is a messenger RNA of Plectropomus leopardus (leopard coralgrouper), 641 nucleotides long. It is a transcript of the gene coxfa4b, whose product is annotated as cytochrome c oxidase associated subunit FA4 b. Lineage: Eukaryota; Metazoa; Chordata; Actinopteri; Perciformes; Serranidae. The record is from RefSeq and is a predicted model, not a curated record. Gene Ontology annotation, cellular component: respiratory chain complex IV.
GAUUGGCUGACAGUAGAGGAGGUGGUGUGCAGUUAAGUGUACAGUCAGACCCGUAGUAAGGCGCACGAGCUCCUCCACAGUAGCGCGCUUUUUCUCCGCAGAUCUUCAUUGUAACGGACUCUGACAGAGGACUUCCGACAUGUUGGGGUUCGUCGCCAAACAGCUCAAGAGCCACCCAGCUCUCAUCCCUCUCUUCAUCUUCAUCGGUGGCGGGGCAACCAUGAGCAUGAUGUAUUUGGGUCGGCUGGCUCUGAAAAACCCUGAUGUCUCAUGGGAUCGCAAAAACAACCCCGAGCCCUGGAACAAAAUGGAGCCCAAUCAACAGUACAAACUCUUCACAGUUAACAUGGACUACUCCAAGCUGAAGAAGGACAGGCCUGAUUUCUAAGUCGCUGUGUCUUCACACCUCCAACUCUGACAUUGUCGUCAGUGUGAGGAGCCUUUGCACUUUUGCCAAUAAUCAAACAAACCUCUGACACUGAAUGAAGAUUGAAUUGUUCAGUCAGUUCAUUUCUAGUGUGCAGGGGGAAAGGGAUCAUUCACUUAUCAAUGACUGUAUGAACAAAACAGGCAACCACCUGUUUUACUAAUCGAUGAAUUUAUUUUUGAAUGUGUUAAUUAUUAAAACUAUUUAAAUCCUA